Molecule: messenger RNA, 1134 nt
Organism: Vespa crabro (European hornet)
Lineage: Eukaryota; Metazoa; Arthropoda; Insecta; Hymenoptera; Vespidae
Gene: U2A
Product: probable U2 small nuclear ribonucleoprotein A'
Exons: 4
Coding region: 132-875 (247 amino acids)
Biological process (GO): mRNA splicing, via spliceosome
Cellular component (GO): U2 snRNP
Molecular function (GO): U2 snRNA binding; protein binding
Source: RefSeq, a predicted model, not a curated record
AAGACGGUCAUUGAAUAUUGUGCCAAAAUUGUGUGUUCGAUCGAACGCAUGCGCGGAACCCAUGCGUCAGGAGUCGACGACGCUCCUUGUUGCCUUUAAUUAAGUUAUUUUUCUAGACUAUCGUAGGAGAAAUGGUGAAAUUAACGCCGGACCUAAUACAACAAUCGAUGCAAUAUAUUAAUCCUGUAAGGGAUCGGGAAUUGGAUUUGAGAGGAUACAAAAUACCUACGAUAGAAAAUUUAGGAGCAACUUUGGAUCAAUUUGACACGAUAGACUUUUCCGACAAUGAUAUUAGAAAACUUGAUGGAUUUCCAUAUUUGAAAAGAAUCAAAACACUCUUUUUCAAUAAUAAUCGCAUAGUCAGAAUCGCAGAAGGUUUGGAACAUUGUAUACCCAACUUGGAAACGUUAAUGUUGACUGGAAAUAUGAUCCAAGAGCUCGGCGAUUUGGAUCCAUUAAUACCGCUUAAACAUCUUACAAAUUUGUGUUUAUUACAAAAUCCUGUGUCUGCGAAGCCGCAGUACAGACAGUACGUUGUCUACAGAUUUCCACAGUUGAGACUAUUAGAUUUUAGAAAAAUCAAGCAAAAAGAACGAGAGGCCGCUAUCGAAUAUUUUAGAAGUAAAAGAGGCAAAGAAAUGGUACGUGAAAUAGCUAAAAAGGCAAAGGCGCAAGCACCAGGAACGUCUUUGGAUAAACCUUUAACAAGCGCGGACGAACGUAACAAAAUUAAAGAGGCCAUAACAAAUGCUACGUCCUUGGAAGAGGUGCAGCGACUUAGCAAAUUAUUACAAGCAGGGCAUAUACCCGGAGAAGAGAGACUUCAGAACGGAAACAACACAUCCGAAGCCAUGGAAGAAGAGGAAGAUGACUAAAUUAAACAGGUUUACACACGUGUAUCUAUAUAUCUGUAUAUAUGUGUUUCUGUGUGUAUAUAUAUAUAUAUAUAUAUAUAUGUGUGUGUGUGUGUAUGUGGGUGUGUGUGUAGGUGGCGACAAAUCUGUAAGUAUUCAAUAGCUACCAAGGAUGUUAGUACAAGGAUGGUGACUCUUCGUUGAGCUAAUAAGAAGUUGCAUACUACACAAUUAAUUUUCGACAAAAUUGGUUACAAAUAUAUAAAUAUAUAUACAUAUA